AUGUCUGAUGUGAAUGUACUGUCGGCUUUUGUCCUUCAAGAUCGACUCACCCAAACUCCCACAAAACUCUCGAUGCGCGCAACUACAGCAGAUGCCAGAAGGCCGAGGCUCACCAUCACAACAUCCAUGCCGUCUGCGACACAUCAGCCUCCGACCCAGAAUCCGCCAUUCAACUUCGCGUUGACACCAGAACUUAUUGCCGUUGGUGAACUGGUAUCGGCCAUGAAACGCGUCGUGAAUGUCCUCGGGACCACAUUCGACUCUCUGGACGAGCAGACUGAGCGCGUUACUACCCUCGCUCCCGCUUUGAAGGCCUCAGAACAAUUGAAGAAGCUUCGGGAAGAGUUAUCGCGACAACUUAUGGAGCAGAAACUGCGGAGCCUGGAGGUUCGGCAGAUGCUCGACGAGGCAGUUAAGCAGUCGUUAUCCCAGCAGGUUACGGACCACGUCAAGAUGGUGGUAGCUCAAAAGGUCAAGGAGAAGGUUGCACAAGAGCUAAGCAUGCAAAUCCCACAACGCUUGCGUCAAGGAAUCAAGACUCAUAAACGACAGAUCUUAGAAGUCCAGUGUAGUCUUCACAACUCUGAGGCGCGGCAGCAUAAUUCCGUUCUUGGGUCCAACUCGUUGACGGAAACGCUUCGUCCCCUUCUUCGGCCACUUCCGACCGCAGAGCAAUCGCCAAUAACACGGGGACCAUCGCCAACGGCCACUUCUGCCACGGUUAUCGAUGAGCCUUCUCCAACCGCUUCACCUUUGUUCCCGCGGGACCUGAAAUCUCUAUUUGCUCUGAAAUCAGAGGAGGCUGAGACGUUGGUCAAGGAGUACGGACUAGAGCACACUCAUUCACCCGUUACGCCGCUUUCGGCUGCAGGAAAAGCACCGAUAGUGGAUGAUUCUCAUGAGCGUAAUCUCAACAAGUUUAUGGCACACAUUGGCGUCGUCGGUUUGGAAAUCCACACCUCCCCAAACUCCGCGUCGUCAUUCCCGGAGGAGAACGAAUCGCCAUUGCCUCUUAUUAUUAGUAUACGCCGCACCUUGUAA
Molecule: messenger RNA, 1041 nt
Organism: Mycena indigotica
Lineage: Eukaryota; Fungi; Basidiomycota; Agaricomycetes; Agaricales; Mycenaceae
Exons: 5
Coding region: 1-1041 (346 amino acids)
Source: RefSeq, a predicted model, not a curated record